AUGACCGAUAAACAUCAACGCUAUAAAGGCCGCGAUAUGAGCGAUUACGCCACCUUUCUCGGCGAGACGAUGGACACUGACGACGAGGCAUCUGCUGCAUUUGGCGCGGACGUGGAAGCUUGCGGUGACGCGACUCCUAUCUCGUCCAGCUCAGUAUGGGCUGACCAACCUUCAUCCAGUAUCCUGAACGCUGCUGGUAUGCAAGGUAACCCAGGAGUGGCGCGACACGACUUUGAUACAGUCGUGUACGCUAGGUCUUCUCCAAGUUCAAAGCUGAUCAAACCAGAGUUUGUGACGACCCAAGAAUUGAUUGCAGCUCGAAGCCGCAAUGAGUUCGGGGAAAUGUCGCAAGGAGAACCAAGACCCAUCAAAAUGGAGCCUCAAGAUGAGGUAUUCCUAUACGAUAUCCCAGUGGAUAAUGAUCAUGAAAACGACGAUGGCGCUUUGUUGCCAGACGCUCAAAACUACAGAUCGGCAGACUCUGCGAUGUCAGAUCUUGUAAGUUUUGGUGAGCUUGAUUUGGCUACAGCUGGGAUGGAAAAGCGCAAGUUCUCAGAAGAAAAUCCAGGUAUCCCCAAGGGCCAGAAACCCACAAAUUCAGAGGAUCCUCGUGCUUCAGAUGAAACACGAGAUCCCGACGUGACACUCAGUAUGCCGAACGCUGCUGAUGUCGCGUCGCGUUUGAAAGAGAGCGAAAUUCUUGCUUCUCCUCAAACGCGCAGGUUGAAGAGGUUGAGAACCACGGAUCCUGCAAGUUCAGAGGCUGAUGUGGCUUCAAGAAAGAAGUCAAUGUCAGAGUCCUCCUGUUCAGAGUCUGAUGUGGCUCCAAGAAAGAAGAAAAAGACCUCCAAGAAGGCUGGCAGCGGUGACUUUGAUCGCGAUCCGGAUUCCGGAAUCGACGACAAAGAAAUCCCCGAUAUCGAAGUUGUUUAUGAUGAAUACUGGACAGAACAAGACGAACAAACUCUCCGAGAUGAUUUUCAAGAUCCAGAUGAGUCCGUCUGCAAUGACGGAAUGUUUUCGCUCAUUCGCAAGACCGGGGCUCGAUUUGGCAUGAUGUCAUUCGACCUUGUUCCCGAGGGUGGUAUACCACAAACCGCCUCUAGUCAAUUUGUGCGGCAUUUGGGAAAGUGGUCAGAUGCACUGCUUUCAUCAAAAACCCGCAGUUCCUCAAGUAUUGUCUCGCUUUUGCGCGAUACAAUCGUUUAGGUAAGGAACAUCUAAAGCCCAGUACUGACGAUUUAGACUUGGAUGAAAACAGUCUCGUCGCAAAAUUCAAGAAGAAUGUACGUCAGAUCACUGGUGACCGAGAGGUGGAUGCCGGUUAUUUGAAAGCUUUCAAAAAGACACUCAAUCUUGUGUCCCAGAGGCCGACGCACUUCAAGAUGGCAAAGGUUUUGAAGGGCCUCAAGGUUGCUAUACCACGCCACAAAGGUGCAAACGCCGAGGCAAUCACCAAAGGAGAUCUUGAUAGGAUCUGUAAGGCAUGGGAUGAUUAUGCCACCAAAUCGCGGGAUUCCUCUUUGCAACUCAUGCAAGAUAUUCCAGAUAUCGCUCUGGCUCGUGGCCCAUCGAAGAAGGGGCAGAAUAAGCAUCAAGCUAUUGCACGAGAAAAACACAUUCAAUGGCUACUCAAUCGAGAACGCAUUUCGAGACGCGCCACGAACGAAAGUACCCGAUAA
Hymenoscyphus albidus is the source of this 1682-nucleotide messenger RNA. Lineage: Eukaryota; Fungi; Ascomycota; Leotiomycetes; Helotiales; Helotiaceae. The record is from the annotation of a GenBank genome assembly.